UACGGAAUAGACGUACCUCAAAAAAUAAAAUGUCGACAUUCGAUUUAAAAUUUGAAACCGUUUUCAAAGUUACCAUGACGUGUUUACAUUUAAACCGUGCUCAUCCUAAUAUCCCACGAAAUAUUUACUGGAUGGCCCAGUUUACGCCAAUUUUGGCUUUGUCAAUUUUAAGCUUUCUUUUACUAGGUAAUUCAUUUUUAUUUCAUGAUGUUCAAUCCGGUAAUUACACUGAGGCCAGUAAAAAUGGCGUAAUGGCUAUAGUCGCUUUCACGAUCAUUGUCAAAUAUGUAAUCCUAUUGUAUCGCCAAAAAGAUAUCAAAAAUUUAAUUGCCACAGUAAAUGAUGAUUACGAAAUCGCUAAAGACUUCUGUCGCGAAGAACAAGAUAUUGUAAGGAAAUAUGCUCAGAAAGGCGUUACCGCUUGCAAAUUUUGGCUCGUCUCUACAUUCAUGACGAGUUCAAUAUUCCCAAUAAAAGCGUUUGUACUAAUGGCAUAUUACUAUAUAUAUAAAGGAGAAGUUCACCUCGUUCCAAUGUUCGAUAUGACGUACCCAGGAACGAUGGAAAGAGAUAAAAAUAUAAUCCCAAUUUUUUGUUUGCUAUUUUUUUUGUGCUUUCUUUUUGAUUGUUUUGCUGGAACUAUGUACAUCGGAUUUGAUCCAUUGGUGCCUAUAUUUAUGCUUCAUACUUGUGGACAACUCGAGUUACUGAGCCGAAGAAUCAUCAAAUUAUUUGCUGACAACAAGAAUCCAAGGAUUAUAGAAAAAGAACUGAAACUGAUUAUUAUCAAAUUACAAGGACUUUACAGAUUUGUCGAUCUCAUUAAAACUUACUUCGCAGUUCUGUUCGAAUAUAAUAUGAAGACAACCACUUUUAUGAUGCCGUUAACCGCAUUUCAGGUUCUUGAGGCUCUUCGGCGUGGACAACUCAAUUUGGAGUUCACAUCAUUCUUGACGGCUUGCAUGCUACAAUUCUACUUGCCCUGCUAUUACAGUGAUCUUCUUAUGGAAAAUAAUCGAAACUUCCGUCAGGCAAUAUACUCAUGUGGUUGGGAAAAACAGCCCGAUAAAGGGGUGCGUCAAUUGAUCCUGUUUAUGAUGACCAGAGCAUCAUUGACUCUGGGAAUAACCACAGUAUUCUAUGAAAUAUGUUUGGACACAUUCGCUGAGAUGUGUCGUCAAUCUUACGCUAUAUUCAAUUUAAUGAAUGCAGCGUGGUCGUAAAGUGACUACAAUCUUGCACAAUUAUUCACAGGUUUUGCACUGACCGCAAAUUGAAAUUAUUAUUUUCCUAGUAAAAAUACUCGUAGAGCAAGGCUUCUAAGUCUUCAGUGAGUUACUUUUAAUUGCGUAUUCAAUGUGCUAAUCCUCCGUACAAACUUUUAGC
Molecule: messenger RNA, 1386 nt
Organism: Manduca sexta (tobacco hornworm)
Lineage: Eukaryota; Metazoa; Arthropoda; Insecta; Lepidoptera; Sphingidae
Gene: Or-30
Exons: 5
Coding region: 30-1223 (397 amino acids)
Biological process (GO): sensory perception of smell; detection of chemical stimulus involved in sensory perception of smell
Cellular component (GO): plasma membrane
Molecular function (GO): odorant binding; olfactory receptor activity
Source: RefSeq, a predicted model, not a curated record